Pelodiscus sinensis (Chinese soft-shelled turtle) is the source of this 1295-nucleotide messenger RNA. Its product is annotated as olfactory receptor 51G2-like. The record is from RefSeq and is a predicted model, not a curated record. Gene Ontology annotation, molecular function: G protein-coupled receptor activity; olfactory receptor activity. Gene Ontology annotation, biological process: G protein-coupled receptor signaling pathway. Lineage: Eukaryota; Metazoa; Chordata; Testudines; Trionychidae. Gene Ontology annotation, cellular component: plasma membrane.
CUAUAUAAUGCCUGCCCUGCCCUGGGAGACUGAUGUGAGUUCUUCUCUCCGUCUGGAAUUGGAUUGUGCCUGUUUGGAACGAAAGGGCCGGCUGUGACUUCCCACUGCUGCGAGAGCCUGGCUGUCGGAUAUCUGAGGUGGGAUGGAGCAGCCCUGUGAUCCCAGGCCACCUGACAACACCUCCUUCUAUCAGCCUUCCUCCUUCCUCCUGACGGGCUUUCCGGGGCUGGAAGCCAACCACCACUGGAUCUCCAUCCCCUUCUGCGCCUUCUAUCUCAUCGCCCUGUCAGGGAACUGCCUGAUCCUGCUCAUCAUUAAGAAGACCCAAAGUCUUCAUAAGCCGACGUAUUACUUCCUUUCCAUGCUGGCCGUCAUGGACCUGGGCCUGGCUCUGUCGACCCUUCCUACCACGCUGGGCAUCUUAUGGUUUAAUCACCGAAAAAUCGAGUUUGAUGCAUGUCUCGCCCAGAUGUAUUUUAUCCAUAUCCUGUCCAUGAUGGAAUCCUCCGUGCUUCUGGCCAUGGCCUUCGAUCGUUACAUUGCAAUCUCCAACCCUCUGAGAUAUACGUCCAUCUUGACCAAGCCGACCAUUGUUAAAAUAGGACUGGCCAUUGUUUUGAGAGCUGUGGUCUCUCUUUUCCCAAUACCCUUUCUGCUCAAGAGGUUAACCUACGGUGGGAGAAAUGAGCUCUCCCACUCCUUUUGCUUUCACCCCGAUAUCAUGAAGCUGGCAUGUGCCGAUAUAAGGGUCAACAUCCUGUACGGCUUAAUUGUCAUUCUGUCAACGGUGGGCGUGGAUUUCGUGUUCAUCGUGCUAUCUUACGUUCUGAUCCUUAAGACUGUGAUCAGUCUCACCACCCAGGAAAAAUGCCUCAAGGCAUUGAACACAUGUGUCUCCCAUAUCUGCACCGUCCUCAUCUUCUUCAUCCCAAUGAUUGGGCUGUCCAUUAUCCAUCGCUUUGGUAACAACGUUCCUGCCAUGGUUAACAUUGUGGUGGGCUAUGUCUACCUGAUUGUGCCCCCUGUCUUAAACCCGAUCAUAUACAGCGUCAAAUCCAAACAGAUCCGCAAAGCCAUGCUAAGAACAUUGGGGUGGAAAAACAAUCCAAUGUGACAGACUUUCACCAUCACAUUUCCUGGAAAAUUCAGGUGAAUUGCUUCAUCAAGCUAAAUUAAAGGGGGACCCAUGGGCCUGGCCAGAAGACACAAAUGGGAAUUCCACUUGGAUGUUGUAUCCCAGCUAAAUGUUCAGUUCUUCCAUUUCUUCAUAUCAACACACCCCUUCCCCUGCCAAC